AUGAAUGUAAACAGCAAACUGUAUAAUAACACUGACCUCAGAAAUAUCUUUCUCUCUGAAGUUAGCAUUGGGAUCUCAGCCAACGCCUUCCUCCUUCUCUUCCACAUCCUCACAUUCUUUUUCCAACACAGACCCAGGCCCACAGACCUGCCCAUUGGCUUCUUGGCCCUUACCCACCUGGUGAUGCUGUUGUUCGGAGGGUUCAUGGCCACAGACAUGUUUGGGUCCUGGGGCAUCUGGGAUGACAUCACAUGUAAAGCAGUUGUCUACGUGUACCGGGUGCUGCGGGGCCUCUCACUGUGUAUCACCUGCCUGCUCAGUGUCCUCCAGGCCAUCACCCUCAGCCCCAGGAGCUCCUGGUUGGCUAAGUUCAAACAGACACCCUCCUGUCACAGCCUGGGUUCUCUCCUUCUCCUGUGGGUCUUCUAUAUGGCUGUCAGCAGUCACCACAUAUACACCAUCAUGGCCACCCCCAAUGGGACCUCAGACAGUCUCUUGUACGUCACUGAAUCCUGCUCCUCUUCAGGUCAGUCCUUCAGUCAGCUAUUGGUUGCACUGGUGCCCAUCAGGGACUGCCCCCUCAUAGGGUUCAUGGUGCUGUCCAGUGGCUACAUGGUGACCCUAUUGUGCAGGCACAAGAAGCAGUCCCAACACCUUCACAGCACCAGCCUUUCUCCACAAGCCUCCCCUGAGCUGAGGGCCACGCGCACCAUCCUGCUGCUCAUGGGAUUUUUCAUGCUCCUGUCCACAUUGGACUAUGUCAUCUCCACCUUCAGAUUUAUGUCGAACCAUGACCCAACUAUGUACUGCAUCCAGAUUUUUGUGGCCAAUGGCUAUGCCAUCAUCAGUCCCUUUGUGUUCCUCAGUGCAGAAAAGCGUAUAGUUCCCUUUUGGAAGUUCAUGUCAGGGAGGACAGCUAAUGAGUAA
Messenger RNA from Ochotona princeps (American pika), 927 nucleotides. Its product is annotated as vomeronasal type-1 receptor 94-like. Gene Ontology annotation, molecular function: pheromone receptor activity. Bases 1 to 927 code for a protein of 308 amino acids. The transcript has a single exon. Lineage: Eukaryota; Metazoa; Chordata; Mammalia; Lagomorpha; Ochotonidae. Gene Ontology annotation, biological process: G protein-coupled receptor signaling pathway. Gene Ontology annotation, cellular component: membrane. The record is from RefSeq and is a predicted model, not a curated record.